CCCUAUUCCGUUCUUCUCCGUUAGCAUCUUUAUGUCUCGUAGGGCGCAUACUCACUUAUACUGAAAGUUUGGAGACCAUGCCUUUGCAGUUCCAGUUGUGCCCCGGGAGGUUUGUGGGUGAGGGACACCCCUGCUUCAUUAUUGCAGAAAUCGGGCAGAAUCAUCAGGGAGAUCUGGACAUUGCUAAACGUAUGAUCCGGAUGGUCAAGGAAUGUGGAGCAGAUUGUGCUAAAUUCCAAAAGAGUGAGCUAGACUACAAGUUCAACAAGAAGGCUUUAGAAAGACCGUACACAUCCCCACACUCCUGGGGUAAAACAUAUGGAGAACACAAGCACCAUCUUGAAUUCAACCAUGAUCAAUACAGGGAGCUGCAGAAGUAUGCACAAGAGAUUGGCAUUUUCUUUACAGCUUCAGGAAUGGAUGAGAUGGCAGUUGAAUUCCUCCAUGAGCUCAAUGUCCCAUUUUUUAAAGUGGGAUCUGGAGAUACCAACAACUUCCCUUAUUUAGAAAAAACUGCAAAGAAAGGUCGCCCAAUGGUUAUUUCCAGUGGAAUGCAAAGCAUGGAUACCAUGCGCCGUGUUUAUAAGACAGUAAAAGCUUUUAAUCCUGACUUCUGCAUUCUACAAUGUACCAGUGCCUACCCACUGGAAGCAGAAGAUGUGAACCUCCGAGUAAUACAGGAAUACCAGAAGGAAUUUCCUGAUAUUCCCAUUGGAUAUUCCGGCCAUGAAAGUGGUAUAGCUAUUACCCUUGCGGCAGUUGCCUUGGGUGCUAAAGUGGUUGAGCGUCAUGUGACCUUGGAUAAAACGUGGAAAGGUAAUGACCAUCAAGCCUCUCUAGAACCUGAUGAACUUGCAGAGUUGGUACGCUCCAUCCGCCUUGUGGAAAAUGCUAUGGGAUCUCCUAUCAAACAGAUGCUUCCCUGUGAGCUUGCCUGCCAUAAUAAGUUGGGCAAGUCAGUGGUGGCAAAGGUGGCAAUUGAAGCUGGCACUGUAUUAACUCUCGAUAUGUUGACAGUGAAAGUAGCCGAACCCAAAGGAGUAUGCCCAGAAGAUAUUUUUAAGCUAGUGGGAAAACGAGUGUUAACUAGCAUUGGCGAGGAUGAAACUGUCACUGAGGAAGCUGUAGACGGCUACGGGAAAAAAUCAAAGUGUUAACACUAUUACCAUGGUUAAUAGCAAACCAACUUUCAUGUGGGAUAUUUUAAUGUAAUGCAACACACUACAUUUUCAGCUUGUGUUCUUGUUUCCGUCCAGAAAUACUGCACAGAAGAUGUAUGGUGGUGGAUGCAUUUAUUAGGUCUUAAAAUAUUUAUUUGCAUAUCCAUGAUUACUGUAUGAAGGAGGGGAAUUAUUUCACUUAUGCAUUUUUUCUUACCCUCUGUGCUGCACUGAUUAAAAAUAACUGUACUUUAUACAGAGGUGCUUGUUGUUGUACUUCGCAUUAAAAAGCUGUACCAAAAAAAAAAGCUAUAGCAGAAAAUGGAAGUUAGAAGUCUGACGUUUAUGAUUAAGAAAAAAAUAAACAUGAGUUAAAAAAUAA
Molecule: messenger RNA, 1542 nt
Organism: Protopterus annectens (West African lungfish)
Lineage: Eukaryota; Metazoa; Chordata; Ceratodontiformes; Protopteridae
Gene: NANS
Product: N-acetylneuraminate synthase
Exons: 6
Coding region: 78-1157 (359 amino acids)
Biological process (GO): carbohydrate biosynthetic process
Molecular function (GO): N-acylneuraminate-9-phosphate synthase activity
Source: RefSeq, a predicted model, not a curated record